Messenger RNA from Etheostoma cragini (Arkansas darter), 1921 nucleotides. RefSeq names its product proteolipid protein 2 (gene plp2). Gene Ontology annotation, cellular component: membrane. Bases 356 to 820 code for a protein of 154 amino acids. The record is from RefSeq and is a predicted model, not a curated record. The transcript has 5 exons. Lineage: Eukaryota; Metazoa; Chordata; Actinopteri; Perciformes; Percidae.
GGUGCCAAAGUGCCAACAGCUAACUCCCACUGAGAAAAGUGAAAGCCAACGCCCCGCUGUGAGCUCCUCAGCCCGGCCCUCCCUCCUCACACAGAGGCAGAGUUCAUGUGGAGCUGCUGUGGUCGUGACCGAGCUCAGCCAGUGUACACUUCACGGAGACUUUUACAGCGGAGACGUUGAUUCAUCCGCCUUGGAGGGGAAAAAAAUCAAGCUAACUGUCAACUGAGCUGCAGCCGUAACGUUAAAACACUGGAAUAUUUUUUCUUUAGCGACUUUAUUCAAACGCUGUUCGUCGGUUGCUGGCGAUAAGGCUCACAGACAUACGCUCGGUAUAUAAUAAGUUAGUUGUUACAGAAUGGCUGAUACAACCGCGUCCAGCCCCGCUGCUAACUGCGUGGAGAAGCUGAAAAGUUACGUGAAAACCCAAAAAGGGGUUAUCCUCGCAGCAGAAAUAUUGAUCAGUUUCAUUAUCAUCAUCUGCUACGCUGCGUCCAUGUAUGGAGGCUACUCGGCCGUCGCCAUCUGCGAGAUGAUCUUCGCCAUGGUCUUCUUCGGCAUCUUCAUGAUGGAGAUGGACAAGCAGAUUCUAGUGGUCAACUGGGUCUGGAGCGAUCUUUUCCGUGCCGGUAUUGGUGCGGUCCUUUACAUCAUCACCUCUCUGAUCUGUGUAAUCGGAGGGUCCGGGGACGGCGCUCGCAUCGCAGGCGGGGUCUUUGGUUUGAUCGCGGGCAUACUGUUCGCCUACGACACCUACACCAUCUUUUUGCAAGUCAAGGGCACCAUGCAGCACACGGCAGCUUCUACCGACGAGAGAGUUUAAGCUCUCCGACACAUGCACGUCUGCCAAGAAUUCAGCAGAAGAACAGAGAGGAAGUUGUGCAGAAGUUGACAAACGAGUGGAUCAGAAAGGACAAUGGACAAUAAAAUGACCAGGUCACAGUUUAAUCAAUGCUACUGUAUGGUGGGAACAGAUGAGAGAUUUCUUUAAGGGACGUGCCCGAGAGGAGGGCGACGUAGCCAAAGUGAGUGGUACUGCCUGCACGUCAAGACAAAACAAAAUCGUGUCCACACGACGAAUUUCCCUCACAAACCUUAAUGUACCACUGAUUAAAAAGGGAAAACUGUAAAUACCAGCCAAUGGAUGUCAUCAAGCAGCUUGUCUAAUACACAUCUACUGUUAAAGGAUCGCUGUAGUAAGAAGUAACUCUGCCAUUUGGACUUAAGAAGUAACUGACACAUGAUCGGGUAGUUAGAAAUUGUUUAACAUCCUAAUUAUGCACGUCCUGAGUGUGGAUUUUUGUAUUUCCAGAGAGGUUUCUCAGCUGGCCAAACAUUUCCUUCUCUCUUAUUUAAUCAUUGCUCUUUAGAGUGCUCCCCGUAUGUUACAGUGCCUUAACGUCUCAUUCAAAUUAACCAGUUCCUUCCUCUUUUUCAGCUUAUAUUCUUGAAGCCUAAACAUUUGAAGUGGCCUAAUCAGCAAUCUUUUGGCUGUCUUUGUACUAAUUAAUAAAGGAUAUAUUAUAUUAGGUAUUAAUUAGUUUAGUGUGCAUCAUCAGAGGCAUUAGACGUCCACUAACCAUCAACCACAUUCAACAGUGUCAUUCACCAGGUUCUACUUUGUCUCUUGCUCAGGUUAUUCUUUUCUUACUAUUGUAAUACAGUCCAGUUUUUUUUUUUGGGUUUAUGUUUUUGUGAUGGAGAUAGAAAAAGAAAAGAAGAAAGGAAUUUUAUUAUGUGAAUAUCGCAAUUUUAAAAGGUUCUGUAACUUAUUCCUCUACCCUUUGGUGGUUAUUUUUCCUAGUAAAACAUUGCCUUAUAUUAUUUUUUUCUAACAUGCUUCACAAAAGUCUGCAGUUUGUAAUUUCAAAAUGCAAAGCAACCUUGCUUUGGGAAAUAAAAGCCAUUAUUACUACAAAGGAAA